Messenger RNA from Anthostomella pinea, 1311 nucleotides. NCBI's taxonomy places the organism in Eukaryota, Fungi, Ascomycota, Sordariomycetes, Xylariales, Xylariaceae. The record is from the annotation of a GenBank genome assembly.
AUGCAGAUCAGCAAUUCGAUGUUCAACAAGAAAGCCUCACGUGGCCCUAGUCCUAGCCACAACCUGGGUCAUGACGCGAGUGGUGGACAGCCAGGCGUGCCUCGCGCAUCUGGCUACCUUACACCCUCGAGCUCACUCGGUUCCAUCGGAGCAAACCAAUGUCAACUCCCAAGUACUCCUGAUGAUGACGGUGGCAGCUUCGCUGGACCUGGAUCCCCUUCUACACCCAUGCAACGCUGCCUUGGAUGCGAUGAUCAGGAGAUGAGCACCGAUUGCCCUAAGCCUGGCAGUUCGACCGCCGUAUCAACCCCUAUUGCCGCCGCUGGAGCAUCUUUAGAGCCAAGUAACCAUCGAUUCUCGACGCCCGACCAUGUAUUUCUUGAAAAGACGCGAUCGACUGCCGACCCAUGUGUGUUCCGAUCUUCCCAUGUUGCAGGCUUCUCUGCACAUGACAGCUUGGCGCGUAAGCUACAAGAUGUCCACAUCGACCUCUUCACGACCCCAGACCGACCAAUUCUGAUGUCGACGCCCAGAGCUCCCAAAGCUCCAUCCCGACUGGUGUUCAGCGCAGGAGUCGCGUUCAAGAGCGCUGGUACUGGGAAGGAGGGUGGCCGAGAACAGCAGGCGUUCGACCAGUAUAAAACUCAGGACCACGACGUCAGAAUCGAGACUGAGGGAUGCGACGAAGAGAUGCCACAGGUGAUGCAUGAGCAUGAUACUCAGGAUGACGUCUUCGCUGGAACGCAAGCAGCUCCAGCCCUCAGCGUAGCCACGGCUCCCCAACAGCCAUGCUCACUCUUCGGUCACGACUCUUUUAUUCCCUACAUGUCCCUCGACGAACAACCUUACGAACCCACAACCUCCCACCCGACCACCACACCAUCCGCCCCCUCGACCCCCACGAACCGCCCCAUCCACCCAGCCUCGCCCUCAGCGCCCGCGCCCAAGCCCGCCUGGACAGCCAUCAACAAGGAAAGCGAAGCUAGCAACCCCUUCAACUACUCCCCUUGCCCGUCCAAAUCCAAGCGCAGCCGGCAGCACCACCAUCACCGCCGCAAGCCGUCCAUAGUCUGGGAGACCCUCACGACGCCAAUCCAGCACUGGGAGACGGCCGCGACGCGCAAGGCACUGUCCGCCAUGCGCCGCCAGGAGCGCGAAGACGAGAGUGCGGCGCGGGCGCGCGCAGGGAUGAAGCGCAAGUACCGUGCGGGCGAGGUGCAGGACGGGCACUUUGAGCGCGUCGAGGCGGAGCGGGAGCGCAAGCGGGCGCGGUACCUGGCGCGGAUUGAGGAAAUGUGCGAUGUGAAGUGA